CUGGUUUCUUCAAAGGUCCCCAGUUUAUAAUUCUGAAGGAAUUAGAAAAGAGAGGCUCGGCAUCUACUCAUGAGUCAGCCUACCCGUGAAAAUUCACAGCCAAGCACAAGCUGGAAAACACGCAAAUACACACGGGACUCCAGAACCAGUUAGGGAACAACACGUAGCGACUGACCUACAGUGGGCGGGUGCCCAUCGGCAGGGCCCGGCUCCGUCCAUGCUGAAGAAACAGGGGAAUGUGUCUGGUUGAAAACUCCCGUCGGGAGGCAGUCAGGUCUGAAGCUGUUGAAUGAUUUGUGAAAAGAUGCAGACAAGCGCAACAGGGACAAAGCAAACGCUCGGACCCCUCGGAGCAGAGAGCGAUGUCCCACUUGGCAACGCAGAAGCUAAGACCUUGAAGAAGAUGGUCGAAAUUGUGGCUUCGACGAGGUAGAAGAGGUUGACAGAUUUGUUUCAGGUAAACAAAAAUCUGAGGUUGUAAUUCACGAGAAAGUUCGUCUCAAGUUGAUGAGUUUUCUAUUCCUUUAGCUCCAGCUCCCUCCGAACACCAAACUAGGACACCUCUUCCAAACUUGCCCUGGGUGUUUUCCGCCUCUCACCUACAGGCGCAGGAGGCCCCAUUAACCUGGCACAUCUGACGGGUGGGUCCUUGUUGCCCCUUCUUCUAGUCCUGAGCGGGCGCUGGGUGCUGGCCCGGUCUGACUGACUGAGUCUCCACCCCUUAGACACAGCAUUCAUCGAUGAAGAGAGAGAACCAUACCGCGGUGGGUGAAUUUGUUCUCCAGGGGUUUUCCAGCUUUCGUGAACACAAGAUCAUCCUCUUUGUGAUAUUUCUUACCUUGUACCUUUUAACUCUGGCCGGCAACGUCGUCAUCGUGACCAUCAUUAGCGUGGAUCGUCACCUCCACACGCCCAUGUACUUCUUCCUGAGCAUGCUGUCCGCUUCAGAGACCGUAUAUACACUCGUCAUUAUACCCAAAAUGCUCUGUAACCUUGUAGGCCUGAGUCAGCCCAUCUCCUUGGCUGGCUGUGCCACCCAGAUGUUCUUCUUCAUCACCUUGGCCAUCAACAACUGCUUCCUGCUCACGGCGAUGGGGUACGACCGCUACGUGGCCAUCUGCAACCCCUUGAGGUACACGGUCAUCAUGAACAAGAGGGUGUGUGCCCUGCUCGUAUCAGGGGCUUGCAGUAUUGGGCUGUUUGUGGCCAUAACUCAGAUUUCCUCUGUAUUCAGACUGCCCUUUUGUGACAGAGAGGUGGCCCACUAUUUCUGUGACAUCCGCCCAGUUAUGAAACUCUCCUGUGCUGAUACCACUCUACAUGACAUAAUUAAUUUUAUCAUCAGCUCACUCGUUAUCGUGGUUCCCAUGGGCCUGGUCUUCAUCUCCUACGUCCUCAUCGUCUCCACCAUCCUCAAGAUCCCCUCCGCCCGGGGCCGGAAGAAGGCCUUCGCCACCUGCGCCUCUCACCUCACGGUGGUCGUCGUCCACUAUGGCUGUGCCUCCGUCGCCUACCUCAAGCCCAAGUCGGAGAACACCAGGGAUCAGGACCAGCUGAUCUCGGUGACCUACACCGUCAUCACCCCCCUGCUGAACCCAGUGGUGUAUACCCUGAGGAACAAGGAGGUCAAGGAUGCUCUUCACCGUGCUAUUCGCAAAAACCCUCUUGCUUAGGAUCUAUGGCAGUUUGCCUGUCGUCUUCUGAGUAUUUCAUAAUCUCAAAAAAAAAAAUUGGAUUUAUUCUCUACCCAGAAAAAGUUGCAGGAUGUGGUGGUGGCUUCAGUGAGGAGUCUAGAGUUGCCCUGACUUGAAGUUCAUUUUCAUCAUCAUGGUCCCAUGUCUUCUACUAAUCUCGGAGGUUACCUCCAGAGGCACUGCUUGGAAGGUGGAGAGCUGGUCGGGAACGACAACGUAGAGGGUGGCUCAUCAUUACCGGUUUGCUGAUGGCAGGAAACUGGGCUGUAUAAUACCUCUUUGGAGUGAGGGGUUGAGAGAGCCGCCUGAAUGCCAGGCAGAUCCUGAGCUCUGGAACAUUGAGAGAGCAUGGCUGGUGCACAGGAUGUGCUGGAAACACAGUCAUAACUACGUUCCCACUUCUCAUCACUUUUCCUCUGCUCAGUGACAAGAGUAACAGACCGUGACAUUCCAGAAGAAAUAUCCUCUGCCUUAACAUGCUCACCUGUCUUGGAGACCCAUGAGAUUUCUUCCGGUUCUACUGAAGCUUGCACUAGAGCUGUCUCCUUGGUGAGUCUCGUAUAUCCACAUGUGCGUAAGGAGGCUGACCCAUCCAGCCACCGCAUUCCACCGCCUGUGAAGUGACACGUAUGUGCCGCAUUCACGAGUGUGGGGCUCUCUGAAGACCUCUUUGGGGAACUAAAUGUAUCAGCUCCACUUCCCAACUCACUUUGGCUAUCUCGGAUCUGGGUAAUUAGCAUGUGUGAAGCCUGAGCAGAAACAUGUGUCUUGCCUUCCCUUCCUCAUUUCUGCAUGGCUGAAUUCAUUGUCCGUCAACAGUUGGGUGCCUACUUCCUCAGUGUGAUCACUUGUCCAGAUGCAGUCUGGAUACCUCCAAGUUCCUAUCACUACGGCCUUCUGAAGGGGGACAUUGUACUGAUUUGUAAGAAAGGUGUAAGGUUUUAGGGAUAUUUGGCCUCGUGUGGAAAAGGGGCAGAACUUGCCAGAUGUCUUCCUGUCUGUAAAAGGGUGACAUUAAAUGAUCAUCAUUAGCCAGAUUGGGGAAUCUGCCAAUUCACCUGCCAGCCUUCUCCUGCUCCAGGGCAGUCCAAGUGGUGGCUCCCUGGUGGUCUAGUGGUUAGGAUUCGGUCUCAAGGGCAGUCCAAGUGUCCCUACUGAGGAUGGGUUGAGAGUGUAUGUCCGACAGGCAGCUCGGGGAACCCUAAUGGUAGAGGAGCCAAGAAGGGAGAUCCUCAUAUUUACAGAGCAUUACCUGAAAGAGUGAAAGCUUUGCCUCCUCGCUGCAGCUGCCUUAUCUUUGGCCUUAUCUGGCUUCCCUGAGAACACCAUGGAAUCCCAUCUGGGCCAUGAGGUUCAAGGAAAACACUCUCAUGGGUCUGCUUCUCAGAAAGCCCCACUGGAGAUCCUCUCUUUGGGGGUCCUGCUCACUGUAGCAGGCCCAUUCCCUAAAGCUGUACCCAACAGUCGACUCAUUUUUAUAGAUCUCUGAAUUUUUGCACAUAUUCUCCCUGCCAGGAUGUUCCACAACUGUCCAGGGCUUUAUAAGAUUGGUGCCCAUAUUGAAAACAGUGGGUUCCCCUGAGUUCCUAUAGUUCGAUGCUGCAGAAAACUAUGGGGUGAUUUUCCCAAAGUAAUGUUUGCAACAAUAAAGAGUAUGUGUGAAAGGUA
Molecule: messenger RNA, 3362 nt
Organism: Leopardus geoffroyi (Geoffroy's cat)
Lineage: Eukaryota; Metazoa; Chordata; Mammalia; Carnivora; Felidae
Product: olfactory receptor 10J1-like
Exons: 1
Coding region: 741-1673 (310 amino acids)
Biological process (GO): G protein-coupled receptor signaling pathway
Cellular component (GO): membrane
Molecular function (GO): G protein-coupled receptor activity; olfactory receptor activity
Source: RefSeq, a predicted model, not a curated record